AAGGGAGAUGGUGGAUUUGGUAAGUGCUGCAAGUAGUUGAUCAGCAUGUUUUCAAUAUAACUGUAUUUUUCAGACAUUUUCGUAUAUAGUAUAUGCUUACAUAAAUAAAAGAUAUUGUGAAGAAUGCAGAGAAACUUGGCCAUAAAUUCAACAAUUUUAAUAAAAAAAAAAAAAAGUCGAAACACAAAGGGAAGUCACUCUUCAUUGAUAUUUUCUCAGAUGUGACUACUAGGGGCGCCACCUUAUCCAUGAUUCUUACACUGCGGCACAAAUGGAUGCGUAGACAUGUUGUCGAUAUAAAUUCGCAUUUCAUGGGGAAGCUGAAUUAAAUAUGCUAAGUAUAUAUCGCAAAACUGGUGAAACGAUGUGUGUUUAUCAACUUGAAAGUUUCUCUGUACAGCUGAAAAAAAGAGAGAAGUAAGAUUCUGAAUUUCUGAUCUUCAAGACAUAAUUUGAAAGCUGUUCAAAUGUAAAAGCAUAGAAAGAGAGGGAUUAACAGAAAUAAAAAAAACAUGUAGGAUUGCUUUACUGGAGCAUCAUUUAAUCAACCAGCAGAAAGAUGAAAAGUAAAACGAACCAUGACAGAAUUUGAAUUCAGCGUAAUGAACUGUACUGCUACUCCAACGUACUGAUGACUCUACCAAUUCAAAGCCAGUCAAGUCAUACACAAUUCAUUGAUGGCCAAAUAGAAUACUUGACUGCUGGUACAGUUUCGGUUUCCACCUCAUAAUUUUACUUUUCACGCUUUAUUUUACAUUCACCUACAGUAGAUACACAGAAGUUUCAAUAUUAUUUUGAAAAUAAUUGUAAGAUAACAAAUACCAGAUAAAUUUUACAAUGUGAAGGGAAAAGAGUUUUUCAAAAGAAUAUUUUAUUUACAUAGAAAUGUGAUGGAGGAAACAUAUAUCUAUUGUGAAAUUCAUCCUGACAGUGAUACAAUUAUUGACAAAACACCAUACCGCUGUAGAAUUUGUGGAGAAGCAUUCAGUAGCAAUGAUUCUUUAAAACGUCAUAAAGAAACUCAUGGUGAGAAACCAUACAAAUGUUAUAUCUGUGGAAAAGCGUUUUCUAGAAACUGUCAUCUUACAGUUCAUAACUAUAGUCAUACCGGUGAAAAAUCAUACGGUUGUGAUAUAUGUGGAAGAGCAUUUGCAACGAGUAGUUCACUAAAUGUUCAUAGUCAUAUUCAUACUGGUGAAAAACAAUAUAAAUGUGAUAUUUGUGGGAAAGCUUUUCUUAGAAACAACGAACUUUCAUUUCAUAAAUAUAGUCAUACUGGUGAAAAACCAUUCAAAUGUGACGUUUGUGACAGAGCAUUUAUUAGAAGUAAUUCUUUAAAACGCCAUAAACUUACUCAUACUGGUGAAAAACCGUAUAAAUGUGACAUUUGUGAUAAAGAGUUUUCUAGAAACCAUGACCUUUCUGUUCACAUAUACAGUCACACUGAAGAAAAGCCUUAUAAGUGUGACUUUUGUGGAAAAGAAUUUUCUAGAAACUGUGACCUUUCUGUUCAUAUAUAUAGUCACACUGGUGAAAAACCAUACAAAUGUGAUAUUUGUGGGAAAGCAUUUUCUCGAAAUAUUUCAUUAAGAAGACAUAAGAAGAUUCACUGAGGGAAAACAACCAAAUCUGAGCAGCAAUUUCAUUGACAUAAGUGAUGUUUGAUUUUUAUUAAAUAAACUUUCUUACAUGCCAACCAAUAAAUUACAGGUUAUCCCAUUCAGUUGGAAAAUUUUCUACCAGAAGGAUUGUGAUUCAACAGACUUAGUUGAAAUAAACGCUGUAACAUUUAUCAGUACUUUUUUUUUUUUUAGAUUAAAAAUAUGCUAAACAUCCUGAGCUGAAUAGUAAGAUAACUGUGACCAAAUUUGCAAUUUAAACUGAUACAACAUAUUACGGGUGAAUGAUCUGAAGUAAACACCAAGAGAUUUAGAUAGAGAAGAUAUAGUUUAGUGUGAAACUUGUUGGAACAUUUGUAUUUUUAUUGUAUUCGUAAUUUGAAAAAUUGGUAUAUUUAAGAUGAUUUAAAUACCUGAAACACUUUUCUGGUGUGAAGUUUAUGUGAAAACAUUUUUUUCAAAAGAGUAAUUUGUCUGCAUGUGAAUGUGUUAAGAUGGAGGAAAUAUACUACUGUGAAUUUUGUAAUAAGUUUCUUUCUACCAGUCAAGCAUUGAAUGCUCAUAAGCUCAUUCACUCAAGAGAAAGACCUUACCGAUGUGAGGAUUGUGGAGAAGCAUUUACUCUGAGUACUGAAUUAUCAUCACAUAAAUGCGCUUUCCAUGUAGGAGACAAACGUAAGCACUGUGAAAUUUGGGGGAAAUCAUUUUCUAAAAAUUCCAACUUAUCAUCUCAUAAACGUGCAAUUCAUGCAACACAAAGACCUUACGACUGUGAAAUUUGUGGAAAAUCAUUUUCUCAAAAAGGAACUUUAUCAAAUCAUGUACGUAUCGUUCAUAUUGGAGAAAAGCCUUAUAAGUGCAAUGUUUGUGAAAAACCUUUUGCUAGACAAUCAUCAUUAAAAUGUCAUAUAUACCUUCAUACAGGAGAAAGGCCCUACCAUUGUGAAGUUUGUGGGCACACAUUUACUAAAUUGGCAUGCUUCGAAAAACAUAAACGAGUACACACAGGAGAAAAACCAUACACUUGUGAUGUUUGUGGAAAAGCAUUUUCCAGAGGAUUUAGCUUAAAAAGACAUCAAAUUCUCCACACUGGAUUAAAACCUUAUAUUUGUGAAAUCUGUGGGACAGCAUUUUCAGAUUACAGUAACUUAGCCAGCCAUAAACGUGUUCAUACUGGUGAAAGGCCAUACCAGUGUGAAACUUGUGGGAAAGCAUUCUCUAGAAACCGGGACCUUUCAGUUCAUGAAUAUAGUCAUACUGGUGAAAAACCAUAUCAUUGUGAUAUUUGUGGGAAAACAUUCUAUGUUUAUAGUCGCUUAAGAACUCAUAAAAAUAAAGUCCAUUUUGGAGAAGAGCAUUAACACUGAAAUUUGGGAAAACAUUUCAUUGGAUGUAUUUAUUUAAAAUACAGAAGCCAAUUCACAAAUUUGCACCUAUGUCAUAUACCUAGGAAAUAUUUUCCUAAAAGUUUUAAAACAUCUCUAUAUAGUUCUCAUUUCAACUAAAUUUUAUAGGAAAGACACUGUCAUGACCAAUGGGUUUUAUUCAGUUCCUUCCUAUGUAUGUUGAAGGUAUAUAUCUCACUCAUAUUCAAUUUGGCAUGGUUUCGAUGGCUAGAUGCCCUUCCUAACAAUAGUAUGUAUACAAUGUAUAGUGGUACAGUAGACACAUUAUAUCAUGACACCAGCUCUGGUAAGGCUACUUUAUAUCUUGCAGAGCUUAAUAGUUUUUACUGCUCUACCACCCUCCAGCUAUCUAUAUGGCUAUGGUGUGGCCACACUUAGAAUUUGCAUCACCAGUCUGGAACCUCUAUCUUGCUCAGAACAUUGACAUCCUGGAACCAACUGAAUACUCUCCAUCAGGCAUCUACCAUACUCUGAACACCUUGUUUCCCUGGGCAUGCAUACUUUGAAGCUCUGAUGUCUGGCAACUGACUUGGUAAACACCCACAAAAUUAUUAACCAUCAUGCCAACAACAACAACCUUGAGCACCUUUUUGAAUUCCAUGUGUCUAUCACAUGUAGGCAUGCCUCCAAAGUCAGAAAACAGCACAGCUCCCAUGACUUUCUAAAUAUUUUUUCACACUCAGAAUUGCUGAAGCAUGGAACAAACUACCUGCAUCAGUUGUUAGUUGCCAAGACAUUGCUUGCUGAAAUUCGCCAGCACUACACCUGAUAUCCUCCCUCCAUAUGUAUGCAGACAUGUAUAUCAUGACUCUUGCACUGUUCACUUUCCUGACAUUUGUACAUAAUUCUAUGUACUAUACAUGCACCUUUGAUAAGUUGUAGUGCACCUGAACACUAUACACAGUAAUUUCAUUAUUAUUAUUAUUAUUCAAGGCAGCAUGACUAAGAGGCUGGAAAGAACAGAUAGAGCAUGAACAAGGGUGAGAGGACAAAAGAACUAAAAGUAUAAUAGAACAAACAGAAUAAUUUGAAUAAAAGGUGUUAAAAGAGGGAAUGGUAGAAAGACAGUGCUAAUAAUGAUAAUAAAAGGGGGACAGUAAUAAUGGGGGGUUAUAAUCUGGUAGCUGGUUCAUGUCUUCUUUCUAACAAAAAUUGAGUUUUUGCAAACUUUAAUUUGAGGCCUCUUUGAUUCCCUAGGGUAACAGAAGAAAGGCACUAAUGGCAGAUAGUAAGAGAGAGGGUUAGUGAUGGAUAGUUGCAGAGAUGCAUGAUUGUAAGAGAGUUUAAUCGUCAUUUACAAGUUACCUGGAGGAGAGGGAGUGAUGGAUAGCAGUACACAAGGAUGAUAAUAGGAUGUAUUGGGCAAAAACAGAUUUAAUGCAGUACUUUGAUACACAGGUAUUUGAUGGAGAAGAGAGUGAAAUAGUGUGUUAACUAUGGUAAAUCAAUCACUUAACAAGAAAGUCAGUGAUUUUGUGAAAUGUGUAGGAAAUACAGCUUGACACUUGACAGUUUCAUUCUCCUUUAUGGACUGAAAGAAAAUUUGUAACCAUAGUACUCAUUUCAUUACACAUAUCUGUGUAUUGGUACUGUUGAGAAACUGACAUUUGAAAUUUUGUAUCUCAUUGUUAUUAAAGUAGUUUUAAAUGCCAACGAUUUAUCAUAAAUCUU
Messenger RNA from Octopus sinensis (East Asian common octopus), 4696 nucleotides. Its product is annotated as zinc finger protein 724-like. Gene Ontology annotation, molecular function: RNA polymerase II cis-regulatory region sequence-specific DNA binding; DNA-binding transcription factor activity, RNA polymerase II-specific. The transcript is spliced from 3 exons. Lineage: Eukaryota; Metazoa; Mollusca; Cephalopoda; Octopoda; Octopodidae. Gene Ontology annotation, biological process: regulation of transcription by RNA polymerase II. The record is from RefSeq and is a predicted model, not a curated record. The coding region runs from base 2114 to 2980 and encodes 288 amino acids.